AUGCAGAACAGCAGGGAGACCCUGUCACUUUACAUGACAAUUAAAGCCGAUGUAGCCGCAUCCAAAACGGCCCGUGAGAAGCACCGCAACGUGACGUGCGAGGAGGUGGCAGGCGCCCUCGCCGCGGACAAGAUCCGGCUGCCCCAGCACGUCUACCGAUCCGGCCAGCAACCCAAAUCAGCCCCAGUCUCGGCUCGCGGCACGAAAACCCUCGCCUGGUUCCUGGCCGACACGACGAUCGACAAGAAGAUGAACCUGUCUGCUUCAUCCUCGCCCAUCAACAAACAUCCGCCCCAGCAGCUCGACAAAAUGCUGGCCGGCCAGAAGGAGAGCGCCGAGCGCCGGAAGCGACGAGUCAAAAAGGCCAAGACCCGCCACGACAGCCACACCACGCCGUCGGAGGGAUCAGCCCCCAGCGACGCGCUCGGAGAUGAGAAGCAAAAGAUCGUCACCGACUUCAAGGAGGAUUAUUGGUACUAUGAUGUGACGUCGGAUGGAUAUUAUUACGAGCAGAAUGGGGCUAAGGGAUGGAGGCGGCGACAGCCGAAUACUGACCCGAAGAAGUACUUCGAGCAGGUGACCAACGUCGACAAGCUGCCCACCACCACCGUACCACCACCAAACGCUGCCAACCAGCUGGGCGUUGAUCCUCGGGCCCUGCAAAUCCUUCAACAAGCCCUCUACGGCCAGCAGCCCGCCUACAAGUACUACGAUCCGAACUCUGACGGGUAUUACUACGAAAUGGCGUCUGUUGAUGGCUGGCGUAAGCGCCAACCCACCCGUCCGGCUUCCCAACAAGCCCCUCGCCUUCCAACAGCCACCCCACAGCAACAAGCAUCUUUCCAAUCAUACGGUGCUGCUUUGGCUCGGGGCCAGAUGCCGCGCGCUUGGAUGUUCUCCGAAUCGUCCGCCUCAUCGUCCUCAUCCGAUGAGACGGCCGUACAUGACGCCCUUCUUGCCCAGAUGGACGAACUGUCGGUUGACACAACCCUCGCCAGACCGAAUAAGCUCGCCGGUCCGGAGCUGCUCAGCAGCUUCAACGUUGACCGUUUCUUGGAGAAUUCGGUGUUCCCGGAGCAGAAGGCCUUCGACAUGUGGUCGUCUCGCAGCCCGCUCUCGCCUCUCAAAACCGCGAAUUCGGUUCUCGAGACGCCUCGUGCUCCCUUCGAGGCCCCACGUCUCCCCAUGAAGGCCCAGGAGCCAACGUGGAGCGGCUGGGGAAUCUCGGCCCAGGAGCCCCGUGCCAAGCAUCUGCCUGAGCUCCAGAAGAUCUGGCAGGCCCCUACUCCGACCGCC
Messenger RNA from Mesorhabditis spiculigera, 1296 nucleotides. NCBI's taxonomy places the organism in Eukaryota, Metazoa, Nematoda, Chromadorea, Rhabditida, Rhabditidae. The record is from the annotation of a GenBank genome assembly.